This is a messenger RNA of Octodon degus (degu), 2584 nucleotides long. It is a transcript of the gene Dhx58, whose product is annotated as DExH-box helicase 58. Gene Ontology annotation, cellular component: cytoplasm. Bases 168 to 2204 code for a protein of 678 amino acids. Gene Ontology annotation, molecular function: DNA binding; ATP binding; double-stranded RNA binding. The transcript has 12 exons. Gene Ontology annotation, biological process: innate immune response; positive regulation of interferon-beta production; response to virus. The record is from RefSeq and is a predicted model, not a curated record. Lineage: Eukaryota; Metazoa; Chordata; Mammalia; Rodentia; Octodontidae.
UUUUCCCAGGCCCGACCCAGUAGGUUUUCUCGAUGGGGCUUCCCAGUGUGUGAGCCGGGCGGCCUCCGCUCUGCGGGGCGGGCGGGUUCCAGGUGGGUCCUGGUGCUCCCUCAGGUGGCCGAGUCCAGGGAAAGCAGGCUUCCGCACCGGCUGAGCUGGCUGAGGCCAUGGCGCUGCGGCCCUACCAGUGGGAGGUGAUCAUGCCUGCCCUGGAGGGCAGGAACAUCAUCAUUUGGCUGCCCACGGGCGCAGGCAAGACCCGGGCGGCUGCCUAUGUGGCCAAGAGGCACCUAGAGACGGUGGACAGGGCCAAGGUGGUGGUGCUGGUCAACAGGGUGCACCUGGUGACCCAGCACGCCGAGGAGUUCUGCCUCAUUCUGGAUGGGCGCUGGGCCAUAACUACCUUGAGUGGGGACAUGGGGGCACGGGCUGGAUUCGGCCACGAGGCACAGAAGCACGACGUGGUCAUCUGCACAGCUGAGCUCCUGCAGGCAGCGCUGAGCAGCUCGGAGGAGGAGGAGCACGUGGAACUCACAGCCUUCUCUCUCAUCGUGGUGGACGAGUGUCACCACACGCACAAGGACACUGUCUACAAUGUCAUCCUGAGCCAGUAUCUGGAGCACAAACUGCAGAGGCGCGGGCACCUGCCCCAGGUGCUGGGCCUCACAGCCUCUCCGGGCACCGGCGGGCACGCCAAGCUCCAGGGCGCUGUGGAGCACAUCCUGCAGCUCUGUGCCAACCUGGACACGUGGCGCAUCAUGUCGCCCAAGACCCACCGCCCAGAGCUGCUGGAGCACCGGCCCCGGCCCUGCAAGCAGUAUGACCUGUGCCAGAAGCGGAGUCAGGACCCAUUUGGGGGCUUGAUAAAGAAGCUUAUGGCUCAGAUCCACGACCACCCAGAAAUGCCGGACUUGACCCAAGACUUUGGGACGCAGAUGUAUGAGCAGCAGGUGGUGGAGCUGUGCAAGACAGCCGCAGAGGCUGGGCUCCAGCAGCGCCGCGUACUCGCGCUCCACCUGCGCCGCUACAACGACGCGCUGCUCAUCCACGACACGGUGCGUGCUCUGGACGCCCUGUCCUCGCUGCAGGACUUCUACGACCGGGAGCGCGUCACCAAAAAUCAGAUCCUACACGCGGAGCGCUGGCUGCUAGGCCUGUUCGAUGACCACAAGGAGGAGCUGACCCACUUGGCGACACAUGGCCCCACGAACCCCAAGCUGGACAUGCUGGAGCAGAUCCUGCAGGAGCAGUUCAGAGACCCUACCAACCCACGAGGCAUCGUCUUCACUCGCACCCGCCAGAGCGCCCAGUCCCUGCUGCUCUGGCUGCAGCAGCAGCCCACCCUGGGGCAGGCGGGAAUCAAGGCCCAGAUGCUCAUUGGGGCGGGAAACAGCAGCCAGAGCGCGCACAUGACCCAGAGGGACCAGCAGGAGGUGAUCCGGAAGUUCCGGCUUGGCACCCUGAAUCUGCUGGUGGCCACGAGUGUGGCAGAGGAGGGGCUGGACAUCGCCAAGUGCAACGUGGUGGUGCGCUACGGGCUGCUGACCAACGAGAUCUCCAUGGUCCAGGCACGGGGCCGAGUGCGGGCCAGCCAGAGCGUGUACUCAUUCGUGGCCACAGAGGGUAGCCGGGAGCUGCGGCGUGAGCUGACCAACGAGGUGCUGGAGGCCCUGAUGGAGCAGGCGGUGGAUGUUGUGCAGAAGAUGGACCCAGCUGAGUACCAGGCCAAGAUCCGGGAUCUACAGCUCAAAGCUGUGCUCAAGCGUGCAGCCCGGGCCUCACAGAGAGACAGACAGCGGCGACAGUUCCCCGCAGAGCAUGUGCAGCUCCUCUGUAUCAACUGCAUGGUGGCCGUGGGCACUGGCAGUGACCUGCGGAAGGUGGAGGGCACCCACCAUGUCAACGUGAACCCAAACUUCUCGAUCUACUACACCGUGUCCCGGGAGCCGGUGGUGAUCGACAGAGCCUUCAAGGACUGGAAGCCAGGGGGCGCCAUCAGCUGCCGCAAUUGUGGGGAGAGCUGGGGACUGCAGAUGAUCUACAAGUCGGUGACCCUGCCCGUGCUCAAAGUGCGCAGCCUGCUCCUGGAGACCCCGCAGGGCCGUAUCCAGGCCAAGAAGUGGUCGCGCGUGCCCUUCCCGGUGGACGACUUCGACUUUCUACAGCACUGCGCGGGAACCCUGGCCAACCUCUCCCUGGACUGACUGUCGGUCGCUGCGGUACCUGGCUCGUCCUGAAGGGGGCAGCAGAGUCCGCGGCCGCUCCCCUCUUCUUGGGAGGCACUUGGGUCUGGCCUGGCCCCUUUCCGAGCCGCCAGCGCUGGGCACCCUGGAGACUCGGGUUGGCUCAAGGUCCGGCGCUACGAGGGACACCGUUCAGUGCUGGCCGCUGGCCGCAAGCAUACACUUCUUAUGCGUCGAUUGGAGCCGGGAAGGGGGGACGAGGAUUAUCUAUUAUACCACGAGGACCCCCAACACCCUCCCUGCCAAAGCCACUUCUGGUUCUUGAGACUCUUCAAAAAUUAAAAAUAGAAGGGGCCGGAGAGAUGGCUCAGUGGAAUAAGUGCUUCCUUGGCAAGCACGAG